Messenger RNA from Drosophila willistoni, 1573 nucleotides. Its product is annotated as leucine-rich repeat protein 1-like. The transcript is spliced from 2 exons. The coding region runs from base 636 to 1211 and encodes 191 amino acids. The record is from RefSeq and is a predicted model, not a curated record. Gene Ontology annotation, molecular function: protein binding. Lineage: Eukaryota; Metazoa; Arthropoda; Insecta; Diptera; Drosophilidae.
CAGUAUGAUGUCAGGGUUCUUCUUGGUUUCACCUGAUACCAUGAGGAAGUCGUGUUCAAAGAUAUAAUCAGGAAUUGGCAUGCCAGACGAAUAAACAUUGAAGAGAAGGGGUCCCAGAACACUGCCCUGGGGUAUUCCUGCAGUGAUUUUGCCAAUUCUGGAAUAUGUGUCAUCUGUGCCCCUGACUGUGAACGAUCUAUCCUGCAGAUAGCUUUCAAGAAUCUUGAACAAGCAGUAAGGCAGGAGUUUGGCCAGUUUAUUCAAUAAUCCUAAGUGCCACACUUUAUCAAAUUCAGUAAUGUCUACAAAUACAGCAGAGCUGUAUUCUUUUUGUUCGAGUGAUUUUUGUACUAACUGUGUGACCCUUGCGAGUUGGUGUUCAGUGCUGUGGUUUUUACGAAAGCCAAAUUGAUGGUUUGGAAUUGCUUUGCGAAAAGUUGAAUACAAAUUAUAUUGUUCACACCAAAGAUUAAAAAGGGCAACGUUACAAGGUCAAGGACAAUAUCCAAACUAUUCACACGAAAUACGUUUUGGAUGGCAAAGCAACGAUUGCUUUCAAGAAGCCCUCACUGAAUCUGUUGACUAAAUGUGAUCCCAUUCAGCUGAAGGGAUUCCUGCAGACGCUUAAACUGGGUAUGGAAGGCAAGGAUGUCAUCAAUUUGAGACUAAAUACAGUCACUGCCAUGGCACAAAAAUCAAAGUUACAGACGAAAAUGGCUAUAAAUCGUCACAGUGACUAUCCCAUCAAGGUCUUUCCUCGAUAUCUACAAUCCCUAACAAUAGACAAUACGCAAUUGGUUAAAUUGAGCUAUCAUAUAUGCUCCUUACGGAAUCUAACCCACCUGGAUGUAUCCAACAAUAAGUUGCGUAAGUUACCUGUUGAACUGGGGAGAUUACACUUGAGCAAGCUCGUCCUCCAUGACAAUAAUCUGGGUGAAAUAGACGAUUGGUCAUUUCUAAAUGGCAGCAAAUUACGAGACUCCCUGCGCGAAUUGGAUUUAUCGGCCAACGAUUUGACAUGUUUGCCUUUGCCUGUGGUCAAGUGCCACAAAUUGGUUAACUUGAAUCUCAAUUACAAUAAUUUGACUCAUCUACCCUUUGCCAUACGUCGCCUGAGAAGAUUACGCUCGCUUUACGUGUCGGAAAACAAAUUAAAAUCCCUGCCUGGCCUUUGCUUCCGAUGCGGACGGAGCUUCAACUCAUUCGCCUGAACCUCUCUGGCUUCAAGCUGUGGCCUAAUAUGAACUGCCAAUCGAUUCCCUGCAAGCCUUACUCAUUAAACUAAUUGCCGAGGCACCAAAAUGUACCUGUGGCAAAUUGUGCGAUGCUUUAGACAAGAAGCACAUUAUCGAACGAGUUGGUCAACCGAAAUUUGUAAAUAUUAAAAAUAUUACCUAUAGUCGAGAGCAUAUGAUCUAUUCUGAUGUUGUCAUAUGUGGCAACAAUUGUAGUAUAUGCAACCAAUGUAAGAACCUAUUCUCAGCUCUGAUAUUAGCCUAUUAUGCCAAUGUGCCAAACAAAAAGUGGAAUUAAUAAUUAAAUAUUAUGAAUAAGUAAAUGAAAGAAAAAGCUG